Molecule: messenger RNA, 1411 nt
Organism: Aedes albopictus (Asian tiger mosquito)
Lineage: Eukaryota; Metazoa; Arthropoda; Insecta; Diptera; Culicidae
Product: elongation of very long chain fatty acids protein 4
Exons: 4
Coding region: 344-1144 (266 amino acids)
Biological process (GO): fatty acid elongation, polyunsaturated fatty acid; fatty acid elongation, saturated fatty acid; fatty acid elongation, monounsaturated fatty acid
Cellular component (GO): endoplasmic reticulum membrane
Molecular function (GO): fatty acid elongase activity
Source: RefSeq, a predicted model, not a curated record
UAAGCUAUGGGUGUGCUGCAAGGCUAACUUAGUACCACUGCGGUAGCCUAGCCGUUCUGUUCUGAUCAGCGUUCAGUUCAGUUCAAUUCUUCCCCUCCUCAGUGGUGGGAGUAUCCCGUGGAAAAUCUUUCUGGAACCGCACACCUCCAUGGGAUCAGUUCUGACCAGAAGUUUGAAUAGAGUGUGCGCGCGUGUGUCGUUGCGUUUACGCCUCACCUGAAAGUGGGUAAACUUGCAAACAGAUAGAACAAUCUAUCGAUCGGGAAUUGAGUGUUUCUAGUGUGCAAAUAGUUAAACGUACUUACAGCUCGGAGUGAUCGGUUAGUGACAAUCCCGUGCAAAAAUGUCUUUCAUAAUGGAGAAACUGUUCAACGGCUACAAUCAGUUCAUAUUGGAUCAUCGAGAUGAUCGGAGUUUGCACCUACCGCUGAUGGAUGGCACCUGGCAGGUGCCGACGAUCAUUGCGGUUUAUCUAAUGACGGUGCUCAAGUUUGGACCCCGCUUCAUGGAGAAUCGCAAGCCGUACGAUCUAAAGAACUGGAUCCGGUUGUACAACGUUGUUCAGAUUGUGGCCAACAGUGGAUUCUUCCUGUAUGAGAUCUACCUGCUCGCCAAACGGCCCAACUUCUCCUACGUCUGCCAACCGGUGGACUUUUCCCGCAAUGCCAGUGGCUACGAGGAACUCUACAUCUCCUAUGCGUACUUCCUGCUCAAGGUGCUGGACCUGGCCGAUACCAUGUUCUUCGUGUUGCGCAAAAAGCAAUCGCACGUUUCCUUCUUACAUGUCUACCACCACGCCAUUAUGGUUGCUAUGACCUAUCUGGGGGUGCUUUUCGUUCCAGGCGGUCACAUCUACCUGCUCGGGUUGUGGAACACACUGGUCCAUGCCGUCAUGUACGGCUACUACUAUCUGGCCUCGUACGGAUCGCCUCUGGCCGCCCGGUUCAAAAUGUACAUGACCCGCAUGCAGCUGGUGCAGUUCAUCCACCUGGGCAUCCACUUCGGUCGUCCGGCGCUGACCAGGCUGGACUGCGGAUUCCCCCAGGUGUGGCACUGGAUCGGUUUCGGACAGGCCAUCUUCAUCCUGGGCAUGUUCCUGGACUUUUACAUCAAAUCGUACGUGAAGAAACCGAAGAAGCAGUGAGAGGCAACAUCGAAGGGGGACAUAUACACAAUGGGAAACCGUGCUUGGGUUGUUCGUGUGAUAUCGAAAAAUUUCGGCAAUGCACUGUGGUUCCCUGAGGGUGAUUCAACGAAGUUGAUAAAACGAUCGGUUCUGUGAACCGGUCUACGCUAUAUUACGUAGUACGUGGGGUAAGUCAUAUUGUGAUGUGAGUACUCGCUAGACCUAAGACUGCUUGAAACAACAUUUGUGAAUCUUCUGUAAUAAAUCUGUAUGAUUAGUGAAAAA